Gavia stellata (red-throated loon) is the source of this 1344-nucleotide messenger RNA. RefSeq names its product ectodysplasin A receptor (gene EDAR). The coding region runs from base 1 to 1344 and encodes 447 amino acids. The transcript is spliced from 11 exons. The record is from RefSeq and is a predicted model, not a curated record. Gene Ontology annotation, biological process: positive regulation of JNK cascade; positive regulation of canonical NF-kappaB signal transduction. Gene Ontology annotation, molecular function: signaling receptor activity. Gene Ontology annotation, cellular component: plasma membrane. NCBI's taxonomy places the organism in Eukaryota, Metazoa, Chordata, Aves, Gaviiformes, Gaviidae.
AUGGCUCACCUGGGUGAACGCAAAUGGACUCACGUGUUCCCUUUUCUGGUGGUCUCCCUGGUGUACUCCGCCAGCGCCGAAUACUCCAACUGCGGUGAGAACGAAUACUACAACCAGACCACUGGCAUGUGCCACGACUGCCCCAAGUGCGAGCCGGGCGAAGAGCCUUACAUGACAUGUGGAUAUGGCACCAAAGAUGAGGACUAUGGCUGCAUCCCCUGCCCUUCAGAGAAGUUUUCCAGAGGAGGUUACCAGAUAUGCAGGCGGCACAAAGACUGCGAGGGUUUUUUCCGAGCCACAGUCAUGACACCUGGUGAUCAGGAGAAUGAUGCAGAGUGUGGUCCUUGUCUCCCAGGUUACUACAUGCUGGAAAACAGACCUCGAAACAUAUAUGGGAUGGUUUGCUACUCGUGCUUGUUGGCGCCUCCUAACACCAAGGAAUGUGCGGGGGCUACCUCUGGCAUUUCAGCCAUUUUCCCAAGUACCUCUGGCACAAGCACUUUCUCACCUUACCAGCACGCUCACAAAGAUCUUUCAGGACAAGGACAUCUGGCUACAGCUCUUAUAAUUGCAAUGUCUACCAUAUUCAUCAUGGCUAUUGCCAUUGUCCUCAUCAUCAUGUUUUACAUUGUGAAAACAAAACCUUCUGCUCAAGCCUGUUGCAAGAGCCACUCAGUAAAAAAUGUUGAAGCUCAGGCUAACACACAAGAAGAGAAGAAAGAAGUACAAGAAAAUGUUGUGAUAUUCUCUGAGAAAGAAGAGUUUGAAAAACUUACAGCAACUCCAGCUAAGGCUGUUAAAAGUGAAAAUGAUGCAUCUUCUGAGAAUGAACGACUUUUAAGUCGUAGUAUGGAUAGUGAUGAAGAAGCUGCAGUUGACAAACAAGGGACUCCAGAGAGAUGCUUGUUAUCUUUAGUGCAUUUGGCCAGAGAUAAAUCUUCUACAAGCAAUAAAUCAACUGGGAUUCAAAGUCGAAGGAAAAAGAUACUUGACGUGUAUGCUAACGUAUGCGAUGUUGCAGAAGGUCUGAGCCCUACGGAGCUGCCAUUUGAUUGCCUGGAGAAGACCAGCCGAAUGCUCAGCUCAACCUACAACACAGAAAAAGCCAUAGUGAAAACGUGGCGCCACCUUGCCGAGAGCUUUGGACUGAAGAGAGAUGAGAUAGGUGGUAUGACAGAUGGCAUGCAGCUAUUUGAUCGCAUCAGCACAGCAGGUUACAGCAUCCCAGAACUGCUAACCAAACUGGUGCAAAUCGAGCGGCUGGAUGCUGUCGAAUCCUUGUGUGCGGAUAUUCUGGAGUGGGCACAAGCCAUGCCUGCUCCUGAACCAGCAGGGACAUCCUGA